Metarhizium brunneum ARSEF 3297 is the source of this 969-nucleotide messenger RNA. It is a transcript of the gene cyt-1, whose product is annotated as Cytochrome c1, heme protein. Gene Ontology annotation, biological process: mitochondrial electron transport, ubiquinol to cytochrome c. NCBI's taxonomy places the organism in Eukaryota, Fungi, Ascomycota, Sordariomycetes, Hypocreales, Clavicipitaceae. The record is from RefSeq and is a predicted model, not a curated record. Gene Ontology annotation, molecular function: heme binding; electron transfer activity.
AUGCUGGCAAGGUCUUGCUUGCGCUCGACGCGCACCCUCAAUGGGCUCCGAAAUGGCGUCAACAAUGUGUCCAAGCGCGCCGCCUCGACCAGCUCGGGUGCUGCCGGGGAAGCUUCCCCUGCGCGAUUGAACUUCGCCGCUAUCGCCUCGACCACCGUCGCUGCCGGCUCCAUUGCCUGGUACUACCACCUCUAUGGACCUGUGGCCUUUGCUGCCAGCCCUGCUGAGGAAGGUCUGCACGCUACACAAUAUCCAUGGGUCCAUCAGCAGUGGCUCAAGACCUUCGACCACCAGGCUCUUCGCCGAGGUUUCCAGGUCUACAGGGAAGUCUGCGCCAGCUGUCACUCACUUAGCCGUAUCCCCUACAGAACAUUGGUUGGCGCUGUCUUGACUGUCGACGAGGCCAAGGCUCUUGCUGAGGAGAAUGAGUACCCUGGUGAGCCAGACGAGCAGGGCGAGAUCCAGAUGCGACCUGGAAAACUGGCCGACUACAUUCCCGACCCCUACAAGAAUGAGGAGGCUGCCCGAUUUGCCAACAACGGUGCCCUUCCGCCGGAUCUGAGCUUGAUCGUCAAGGGUCGCCACGGUGGCUGCGACUACAUUUUCAGCUUGCUGACUGGCUACCCUGAAGAGCCUCCCGCCGGUGCCCAGGUCGCUCCUGGCAUGAACUUCAACCCUUAUUUCCCCGGAACUGGUAUUGGUAUGGCUCGUGUUCUUUAUGACGGCCUUGUUGAGUACGAAGACGACACCCCCGCCUCCACCUCUCAGAUGGCCAAGGACGUUGUCGAGUUCCUCAACUGGGCUGCCGAACCUGAAAUGGACGACCGCAAGAAGAUGGGCUUGAAGGUGUUGAUUGUUACGUCGGCUUUGUGGGCCGUCAGCGUCUGGGUUAAGCGAUACAAGUGGGCAUGGCUGAAGUCGAGAAAGCUUGCCUAUGACCCUCCUGCGGACUCCAAGGUUCGCCGCUAG